UGUUUCUCUCCGUUAGCCUUCGAACAUAUUCCGCCUUUAGUGUCAAACAGGAUCGAUAGAGAUGGUAGCAAUGACGCGAUAUUCAUUUGGGAUUGCCGUGGUAGCAACCAUCCUGCCAUCGGUGUGGUGUGCGAUGGUUAAUCUGCCAAUUCACUUUCGCAAUAGUUAUGCAUCCGUGGAAGUAGAUAUUGGGACACCUCCUCAAGCACAUUUCCUUCAUUUCGACACUGGUUCAUCCUCCACAUGGGUGGUUGACCAGAAGUGCGCGACAACUUGUCCGAACGGAAGCGGGUAUGUCCGCAAAGGUUACAACAUCUCCGCCUCUUCGACUGGUACGCCUCUAGGGACUUAUGGGAGCAUUGAUUAUUUUGGGGGAAAGACUGCCGGCCCAGGUGUAGCCGACACUUUCAGCCUCCUGGCUGGAACUCAGGGGCAUGCUGCGUUAACAUGGAAUCAAACAUUCUUGGCUGCGAAUGAGACCUCUUGGCGAUUCAUCUCUGCGGAUGGGUUCUUGGGAUUGGCCUUUAGCACGAUUGCUGUCGCAAACACCACAACGGUGGUCGAGACGCUGAUGCAGCAGGGUCACCUUGACGAGCCCCAAUUUGCGAUCUACUAUGGUAAAGAGUUCGAGAAUACCAGUACAAACCCGGAAGGUGUUUUUACCAUCGGUGGCUCGAAGGAGGAGCAGUAUGUCGACGGUGACUUGACCUACGUCCCACUAGCACAGGAAAAAGAGUAUCAGGUAUGGCGCGCCACUCUCUCAUCAAUAACUGGAUCAACCAAUGCAGGCAAGAAGCAAGCCACCAGUAAAUUUGAAGGGGGUCGAGCAGUCUUCGAUACCGGGGCCGGAGCACUCCAGGUACCGUCAAAUGCCAUUUCAGAGAUUUACGCAUCAAUUGGCAUGAACUGGACCGCCAUUAGUCAAGGUGGACAUAUCCCCAUGUGCUCAGACUUCAACUCCAGCUGGUCGGUUACUUUUAAUUUCGGGGAGUCCGAAACAGACCCCAAGUUGACUUUAACCGGCGAUCAACUCGCCCAGCCGGGGUUUGCUGACAGGAAGGAUGCGUGCAAUCCCCCCUUCGACGAUAGUGGGAGCGAGGAUUUCGCACUUCUUGGUACGCCAUUACUUCAGCAGUUUUAUACUGUGUGGGAUUUUGGAGCUACGGAGGUGGCCGACUAUCAUCCUCGGAUUGGAUUUGGGAAGUUGAAAGCAGGAGUGCGACCGUGA
This is a messenger RNA of Aspergillus caelatus, 1228 nucleotides long. RefSeq names its product pepsin-like aspartic protease. Gene Ontology annotation, biological process: proteolysis. Gene Ontology annotation, molecular function: aspartic-type endopeptidase activity. Gene Ontology annotation, cellular component: fungal-type vacuole. Bases 62 to 1228 code for a protein of 388 amino acids. Lineage: Eukaryota; Fungi; Ascomycota; Eurotiomycetes; Eurotiales; Aspergillaceae. The transcript has 3 exons. The record is from RefSeq and is a predicted model, not a curated record.